ACGAGGUCAAAAGGCCGAUUACGAUAAUUGGGCGGAUCAAGGUCCUGAGUAUAAAAUUUGGGAUUAUGAUCAUUGUCUUGAAGAAUUUAAAAAGUAUCAUGGAUUUGAUGGCCUACUCUACGUACAAGAUAGUUCUUAUGACCCUUGUGAUAUUUUAAAAGACUUUAUUAAAGUUGCAAGAAAUCUCGGCGUUCCUUAUAAUAACGAUUUCAAUGGCGUUAGACAAAAUGGGAUAGGAAAAUAUCAGGCUACAAUGAAAGAUGGAAAGCGCUUUUCGUUAGCUGACGGUUAUUUGACAGAUGCAUUGAAAAAGGUUGAAAUUUAUCCACCAAUCGAAUCAGGUGAAGGAAUUGCAAAGAUCGUCGCCGUAAAUGUCAAAUCUUUCGCCCACAUGUUGAAUAUUAUUUGGGAUGAAGAAAAGAAAGAUGAAAAUGUAGCAAUUGGAGUUAAAUAUUUUUGUAAUGGUGGAGUUCAUAACGCUUUUAUUGCUCCAAAAGGAGAAGUGAUUCUUUGUGGUGGUA
Molecule: messenger RNA, 521 nt
Organism: Funneliformis geosporum
Lineage: Eukaryota; Fungi; Glomeromycota; Glomeromycetes; Glomerales; Glomeraceae
Source: the annotation of a GenBank genome assembly